UGCUUUAUUCAUAAAUUAUUUUUAUAAAAAUUUUCUAAAUUUCUUAAAAUAUUUUUGUUUUCUUAAAAAAUGCCAGCAGAAGCAGCUAAUAAUGGGGGAGAAAAAUCAGACGAACUUAAUGUAACACAACAAACUAAAAAGGCUCCAGUAAUUUUUCUUUUUGAUGUUGAUGGAACGCUUACAAUGCCUAGACAGAAAAUAACGGAUGAGAUGCUUCAAUUUAUGCGCAAUCUAAGCCAACGAGUACCUAUUGCUGUAGUUGGCGGUUCUGAUUUGUGCAAAAUUUUCGAACAAUUGCCGAAUGAAAACAACGAAUUGCUAAGACUUUUUUCGUUUAUUUUUGCUGAGAAUGGAUUAAUGGGGUUUGAAGGCGUUGAGGAGCUACCGAAAGCGUCAAUAACAAAAGAACUUGGUGAAAAGCGCUUGCAAGACUUGACAAAUUUUUGUCUUCGCUAUUUGUCAGAAAUUGAUUUGCCGCUUAAACGAGGGACUUUUAUUGAACUUCGGAAUGGAAUGGUAUAUUAA
Messenger RNA from Meloidogyne enterolobii, 525 nucleotides. The record is from the annotation of a GenBank genome assembly. NCBI's taxonomy places the organism in Eukaryota, Metazoa, Nematoda, Chromadorea, Rhabditida, Meloidogynidae.